Molecule: messenger RNA, 3145 nt
Organism: Mercenaria mercenaria
Lineage: Eukaryota; Metazoa; Mollusca; Bivalvia; Venerida; Veneridae
Product: splicing factor 3B subunit 1
Exons: 10
Coding region: 1-2154 (717 amino acids)
Biological process (GO): spliceosomal complex assembly
Cellular component (GO): catalytic step 2 spliceosome; U12-type spliceosomal complex; U2 snRNP
Molecular function (GO): mRNA binding
Source: RefSeq, a predicted model, not a curated record
AUGUGGCAACAUGCCUUCAGAAAAGUUUGUUUUAAUUGUUUUCAGGCUGCAGGGCUGGCCACUAUGAUCUCCACCAUGAGACCUGAUAUUGACAACAUGGACGAGUACGUCCGUAACACGACAGCUCGAGCCUUCGCUGUGGUAGCCUCAGCUCUUGGCAUACCGUCACUGCUUCCCUUCUUGAAAGCUGUGUGUAAGAGUAAGAAGUCGUGGCAGGCUAGACAUACUGGUAUCAAGAUUGUACAGCAGAUUGCCAUUCUUAUGGGAUGUGCCAUUUUACCACAUCUGAAGUCACUUGUUGAAAUUAUUGAACAUGGUCUAGUUGAUGAGCAGCAGAAAGUACGUACCAUCACAGCUUUGGCCCUGGCUGCCCUGGCCGAGGCAGCUACACCAUACGGUAUUGAAUCCUUCGACAGUGUGCUCAAACCUUUAUGGAAGGGUAUCAGACAACAUAGAGGAAAGGGACUUGCUGCUUUCUUGAAAGCCAUUGGUUACUUGAUCCCAUUGAUGGAUGCAGAAUAUGCUAACUACUACACCAGGGAAGUGAUGUUGAUUCUUAUCCGAGAGUUUCAGUCUCCCGACGAGGAAAUGAAGAAGAUUGUGUUGAAAGUCGUUAAACAGUGUUGUGCCACAGAUGGUGUUGAGCCUCAGUACAUUAAAGACGAAAUUUUGCCACCAUUCUUCAAACAUUUCUGGAACCAGCGCAUGGCUCUCGACAGGAGAAAUUAUCGACAGCUUGUAGACACUACAGUGGAGAUAGCGAACAAAGUAGGUGCUGCAGAGAUUAUUGGACGAGUUGUUGAUGACCUGAAAGAUGAAGCAGAACAGUACAGGAAGAUGGUAAUGGAGACAAUUGAGAAGGUGAUGGCAAAUCAGGGAGCUGCAGAUAUUGACUCAAGACUGGAAGAACAGUUGAUUGACGGUAUCCUGUAUGCCUUCCAGGAACAAACAACAGAGGAUGUUGUAAUGUUGAAUGGUUUUGGUACUGUUGUAAACGCCCUUGGUAAACGUGUGAAACCAUACCUGCCUCAGAUCUGCGGUACUAUUCUCUGGCGUCUCAACAAUAAAUCAGCCAAGGUGCGACAACAGGCGGCUGAUCUUAUCUCGAGGAUUGCCAUCGUCAUGAAAACAUGUCAGGAGGAGAAGUUGAUGGGCCAUCUCGGUGUAGUGUUAUACGAGUACCUGGGAGAAGAAUACCCAGAAGUGUUGGGAAGUAUUCUCGGAGCCUUGAAGGCCAUUGUGAAUGUGAUUGGUAUGACAAAAAUGACCCCACCCAUCAAAGAUCUGCUACCUAGACUUACACCUAUCCUGAAAAACAGACAUGAAAAGGUACAAGAGAACUGUAUAGAUCUGGUAGGUCGUAUCGCUGACCGUGGAGCGGAAUAUGUGUCAGCUAGAGAAUGGAUGAGAAUCUGUUUUGAAUUGUUAGAACUCUUGAAAGCUCACAAGAAAGCUAUCAGAAGAGCAACAGUUAACACAUUUGGUUAUAUUGCAAAAGCUAUUGGUCCCCAUGACGUGUUAGCUACAUUACUCAACAAUCUGAAGGUACAGGAACGACAGAAUCGUGUGUGUACGACCGUAGCUAUAGCUAUUGUAGCAGAAACAUGUUCACCAUUCACUGUGUUACCCGCUUUAAUGAAUGAAUAUCGUGUACCAGAACUGAAUGUACAAAAUGGUGUGCUCAAAUCUCUAUCCUUUAUGUUUGAAUACAUUGGUGAAAUGGGAAAAGAUUAUAUUUAUGCUGUAACACCACUGUUAGAAGAUGCUCUAAUGGACAGAGAUCUGGUACAUAGACAGACUUCCAUGUCAGCCAUCCAGCACAUGGCCCUUGGUGUGUUUGGUUUUGGGUGUGAGGAUGCCCUUGUUCACCUGAUGAACUAUGUGUGGCCUAAUGUGUUUGAAACCUCACCACAUGUUGUUCAGGCAUUUAUGGGGGCCAUUGAGGGCAUGAGAGUUGGUGUGGGACCUUCAAAAGUACUGCAAUAUGCUUUACAGGGUUUGUUUCAUCCAGCGCGUAAAGUUCGGGAUGUCUAUUGGAAAGUAUAUAAUACUGUAUAUAUCGGAGCACAAGAUGGCAUGAUACCAGCUUAUCCCAGGGUUCCUAAUGAUGCUAAAAAUAACUUUCUCAGAUACGAACUGGAUUACAUAUUGUGAUUGUGCUUUCAACAUUGUCUUAAAUCAUUUGUCGUCAUUCAAGAAGUAAAAUGUUUGGACAAUCACAGACUGGGUAGAAAAAUGAAAUUGUUGCAAGUAGAUCAUUUGAAUCUGCAAAAGUUCUAAAAAUUUCAUUAACUUCAUCGACCAUUUCAUAAAAAAGACUAUUUUUAAAUCAGGAUUUGAUAACUGAUAAAAUCAUUGAUAAUGUUUACAAAGCAGUACCCUUGGUAUACUUGUUCAAUUAUUAUACAUUUGUCAUUAUGCUACAUUAUGCUAUUGGUUAUGUUAAAAAUAUUUAUAUGAUUAAGUCUUGUAACUUACCAUUUGUAUUUGUUCUCAACAACUGUAAGUUGGUUUGAAGCUUUGAAAAGUGCUGUACAUUUACGCAUCUUGGACAAAGUCAAAGGGGGUAAACAUUUGCAAACAGAAAGUAAGUUUUUACUGCUCUGUGUAGGGAUACUAGAUAUUGAAGUCAUUUUUUUGUUUGUAGAAUUCACAAUGAACAUUGAAGUUUUAACUUAUUUGAAUGUCAGUUGUACAUGUAAUGUGAUAUUGGAAUUAUUUCACUUAAUUACAUUUUUGAGCAAGUAUUUUACCUAAAAGGAAAAUGUGUUGAUUUCAAAACUGAGCACCGUUGGAACAGUUGGUAAUUUUUUCUCCUUUUGGAUACAUUUCUACAAUACUGAAAUCUUUUUAUCUAAAUUCAUUUACAUAAUCCAACUUAUUGAUAGCAAAAGGUCUUUUAUAAUACUUUUAAGAAGGGGUAUUAUACCAGCUAGCUGAAAUAAGUAAUAUUUUGUAUUUUCUUUGACUUGUAAUUAAGUCCAUAUGAAAAAAAUACCUGUGUAAUAUCCUCUAUGUAAUACACUGUAUUUUGAAUAUGCUUGAAAAUCCUGAAUCCUUUGACUUAAAAAAGAUCACAUGUUUUAUGAAACUUUGAUUUUGUCAUUUGUAAGACUCGAUCAUGAAUAAAGUAUAGGAAAAAGAA